AUUCACGGAGGGAGGAUAUUCGAUUUGGUUGUUUUUGAAUGACCAAGAGAAAUUACGCUUUACUAAAAAUGAAGUCCGUCAAUACUUGUGUCGCCAUCAUCCGAUUCAACGAGACAUUACAUAUGACAGCACACUUGUAAUUUUCACCAUCAGAUCUCAGGCUUUAUAAUCGCCGCUACCGGAAAUUUACCCAGAUUUAAGGUCGACGCCCGGCGACGAUCAUCACGUUAGCCGAAACUACGAUGCCCCGUAGAUCGUUCAACCUCUUUCUCUUCCUCGUUCUGCACUGCCAAAACCUUAUCCUAACUUCUUCAACCCAAUCGUCUACACCACUUCUCAACGUUUCCCACUAUCUCUACCCCAAAGCCACCUCCUUUCUCUUCUCUCAACCUCCACCUCCUCCUUCUCAGCCCUCGUACUUAUUGAAGGAGGUACUGGAGUCUAUUUCGAAGGGAGAGAAAUGGGAUUUGGAGGAGAUUAGGAUUUCGAAACUGAAUGCUAAGAGAGCCAAGUUUGGCAAUGUGAGGAAGUACGAGUUUGGGGUUAGGUUGGGAAAGACUGAAAUCGUGUUCAAGGUGUUUGAUCAAGUGUCCAAGUGGAAAAAGUUUGAAUCAUUGGGGAAGAGGAAUUGGUCUGACUUUGAGUCUCUGGUUAAAGAGAUUGGCUCCAACGCUGUUCUUGAUGGAUUUAAGAUUGAAGGUCCACUGGAAUUGUAUGCUGCUGGUGAUGAUUAUAGUUUCUCGCUCAAUUUGCCGUUAAACAUUUCAGUUCCUUGUUUGAAACAAAUACUGGUUAGUGAAGGCAUGACAGUAGAAGUGGAAGGUGCUGAAGAAAUAACUGUAUUCCAUACCCAUCCCUCUCCAAACGGACCACUAUAUGGGCAUACUUUCAGUAACUUGAGGAGCAAGUUUCCUUCUUCAUGUUCAUCAUCACUUCCAAUACGUGUUAGAGGGUCAGCACAUGUGUCUGUGUUCAAGACUCAAAGCCCCAAUUCGGCCAUAAAACCCUCUUUUCUAUCUGGAGACACGAUCAUGUUGCUUCCAGAUAAGUGUUAUACAGGAAACGUCCAAAGAAAACAGAGUUCGGUAAUUGAUUCUCUUAGCAAGAAGGCAACUUUACUGGAAAAUGCUUUGAAGAGUUUUGUGGGUGGGAGAGCCGAUAGAAAAACUGGAUUUGGCCUAAAAAUAAGGAUCAAACCGUCAAUUGUUAUUCGGUUCCAGAUGGAGUUGGAGAGAAAUAUCCGUAACAAUGACACUCAGUGGAGUACGUUAGGUGAGUGGAGGACAAGGCCGAAGGCUGAACGCGUUUGGUUUGAGGUGGUGGCAGGAAUUAGGGAAGGGUCACUGAAGCCACUAAUGAUGAAGAAAUUCCGACCUUUUGUUGAAGUAGAUUCAUUGUCGUGGAGCAGUUUGAUGUCAAAUGUUUCAUUCACAAAGAUUCCGUCCCUCCUUGUUACUUCAGAGCCGCUAACACUGGAUGUCAAGUGGUGACCAAGGGGGUCAUCACUUUGUUCACUGCUGGCAAUUAAACUGUGAGUUUUUCUGCAUUAGUUGGUGUCAAUGAGCAGAGCCCAAAGAGAAGAUAAGUUCCUCAAUCUCCGCCACACAUUGCAUUAAAAACGUCUGGGUGGAGAGUGGAUAGAUAAUGACCACCCAUGACCCACCCCACCCCAUCCCACCACCACUCUUCACUUCUUCCUGUGGGUAACAGAAAUUCUCCCAGAAUGUGUUUAUGUGAGCUGGAAUCUACUCAUAAUAGAGCAUUGAACAUCCUCCCCUGUUUCACAAUGCUGUUAGGAGGGUAUAGAGCUUGCUGACGAAAAGGGUAACACUCCAAGCAGUUGCAACCCAAGUAGUCUCUCUUUGUGAUUAUAAAUCUUUUAAAUAUUAUAAUCAUAUCAAAUCUGAACGAGAUAUAGUCCUGGAAUGGAAUAUAAAGAUUUGCAGUUGCGUUUCUCUUGUAAAAGGUUUAACUAAUCUCUCGUUCAUCCGGUUCAGGUAGAUACAAUAUUUAUUAUGCAUUGUGUACGUAUGUGCGUAUACAGACAUGUAUGUAUAUAUGCAAGUGGAGUUUUGCAUUUUCCA
Messenger RNA from Cuscuta epithymum, 2084 nucleotides. NCBI's taxonomy places the organism in Eukaryota, Viridiplantae, Streptophyta, Magnoliopsida, Solanales, Convolvulaceae. The record is from the annotation of a GenBank genome assembly.